AUGUCAGACAUUGAAAUCAACUUCAAGGUUCUGCAAAAGAGGCUAACAAAACUACACGCGGAGUUUCCGAAAUUUGAAGGAUCUCCAUCGUCGCUGCUUUUCGUCGUGGGAUCUAGUGAUGAGGAAGAUCCUUACAAGAAAAGCACAAUUUUGCACAACUGGCUUCUAGGCUAUGAAUUUCCAGCAACAUUGAUAGCUGUACUUCCAGAAAAAGUUGUAGUGGUGACUGGUGCCGGAAAAGCCAAGCAUUUAACAGCGGCGGUAGAUCUUUUUAAGGAUUCCUCUGACUUCAAGCUAGAAUUGUGGCAAAGGAAGGCCAAGGACGAUGUUCAUAACGAUAAGUUGUUCGCGGACGUUGUUGAACUACUUAAAAAAGCUGGAAAAACUGUGGGUACCCCGGUCAACGACAAGUAUCAGGGCAAGUUUAUCGCGCAGUGGACGCCACAUUGGGACGAUGCCCUCAAAAAGAGUGAACUUGAAACCGUGGAGAUUGCUGCAGGGCUCUCACAUGUAUGGGAAAAGAAAGAUGAGCAAGAAAUAGGAUUUCUCAAGGUAUCAAGCAAGGGUACAGAUCAAUUCAUGAACCUUCUCUCUGAUGAGAUGGUCACGGCUGUUGACGAAGAACUUAAAAUUACUAACGCCAAAUUAUCGGACAAAAUUGAGAAUAAAAUUGACGAUUCUAAGUUCUUGAAAAAAUUAUCAAGUGAGCUGGCACCUUUGUGCCCUCAAGACGAAAAAUUUGACGUCAAUUUACUGGACUGGGCGUAUUCUCCAAUCAUUCAAUCAGGAAACAAGUUUGACUUGAAAGUCUCUGCUCGUUCUAAUAAUGACCAAUUGCACGGCAAUGGAUGUAUCCUUGCAUCGUGUGGUAUUCGCUACAAAAGUUACUGCUCUAAUGUGACCAGAACAUUUUUGAUUGAUCCUACCGAGGAAAUGGUUUCCAACUAUGAAUUCCUCUUGACUGUCCAAGACGAAGUAAUUAAUAACUUUUUGAAGGUAGGCCAAACCCCUCAGCAAAUCUAUCAGGCGACCGUUGAAUACGUAAAAUCCCAAAAGCCCCAUUUGACCUCAUGUUUGACUAAAAAUGUCGGCUCCUUGAUAGGAUUAGAGUUCAGAGAUUCACAAUUCGUUUUGAAUGCAAAAAACGAUCAAAGAAAAGUUGCCGAAGGCGAAUGUUUUAACAUUUCGUUAGGCUUCAAUAACUUGAAAGAUUCAAAGACUGGCAACAGUUACGCUGUUCAAAUCGCCGACACCAUUUUGCUGAACGAAAAUGACGGCAAACCUGUUGUAUUGACUGAGUACACUAAGCUCAAAUCUCAAGUUUCGUUCUACUUUAACAAUGCGGAAGAGGAGAGUUCUUCUAAAGUCAAGAAGGAGAAAAACUCAGCAUCUGCAACAGCUCCGAUGAAUGCUGAUGGAAGUUCAAAAAUUUUGAGAUCGAAGUUGCGCGGAGAAUCUCGGGUUCAAGAGGAUAGUCAAAAGGAACAAAUUCGUAAAGAGAAUCAGAAAAAACUACAUGAAAAAUUGCAAAAGAAUGGUCUCUUGAGAUAUAGCGCUGCGGAUGCAAACGGUUCAGACGACCAACCUCAGCUUCAAUUUAAGAAGUACGAAUCAUACAUCAGGGAAUCCCAAAUUCCAAACAAUGUCCGUGAUUUGAGGAUUCAUGUUGACUGGAAAAAUCAGACCAUUAUUAUACCGAUCUAUGGUCGGCCAGUCCCAUUCCAUAUUAACUGCUACAAAAAUGGUUCCAAAAAUGAAGAAGGUGAAUAUACGUACUUGAGACUCAACUUUCACUCCCCCGGCAUUGGCGGUGUUUCCAAGAAAACAGAAGAACUGCCUUAUGAGGAUUCGCCAGACAACCAAUUUGUUCGCACCAUAAGUUUGAGAUCCAAAGAUGGUGAUCGCAUGAGUGAGGUUUUCAAACAGAUUGCUGAUUUGAAAAAAGAAGCAACCAAAAGAGAUCAAGAACGGAAGCUUUUAGCAGAUGUAGUCGAGCAGGCCAGACUCCUCGAAAACAAAUCUGGUAGAACGAAAAGACUUGACCAAAUAUUUGUCAGACCAAGCCCUGAUGCCAGGAGGGUGCCUGGUACUGUUUUUAUUCAUGAAAAUGGUAUUAGGUACCAGUCGCCCUUGCGCACCGACAGCCGAAUCGAUAUUUUAUUCUCUAACAUAAAGAAUUUAAUUUUCCAACCAUGCAAGGGUGAAUUAAUCGUUAUCAUUCAUGUUCAUCUUAAAAAUCCUAUUCUGAUGGGUAAGAAGAAAAUGCAAGAUGUCCAAUUUUACCGUGAGGCUUCUGAUAUGGCAGUCGAUGAGACUGGUAAUGGCAGACGUGCGAACAUGAAAUUCAGAAGGUACGGUGACGAGGAUGAGUUAGAGCAAGAGCAGGAAGAAAGAAGAAAGAGAGCUGCAUUGGAUAAAGAAUUCAGGUAUUUUGCCGAAGCCAUUGCAGAAGCCUCUGAUGGCUUAGUAGACCUUGACACAACCUUUAGAGAGUUGGGCUUCCAAGGUGUGCCAAGCAGAUCAGCCGUUUUCUGUAUGCCAACUAGAGACUGUCUCGUGCAAUUGGUCGAACCCCCAUUCUUGGUCAUCAAUUUAAGUGAGGUUGAAAUUUGCGUUUUCGAAAGAGUACAAUUUGGUCUCAAGAACAUUGAUAUGGUCUUUGUGUACAAGGACUUUAGCAAACCGGUCACACACAUUAAUACUGUGGCCAUAGAGGAAAUCGAGCUUCUGAAGUCAUGGUUGACAGAUGUUGAUAUUCCAUAUGCGGUCUCGACGAUCAACCUAAAAUGGUCGACUAUUAUGAGAUCCAUGCAAGAAGAUCCACAUCAAUUUUUCCUGGAAGGUGGUUGGUCUUUCUUGGUGGCCGGUUCUGACGAUGAAGCGUCAGAUGAAAGUGAGGAAGAAAUAAGUGAGUACGAAGCUUCUGAUGACGAUCUUUCUGACGAGAGCGCGUAUUCCGAAGAAGGUAAUGAUUCUGAGGACGUUAGCGUUGGGGGAAGCGAAGAUGGAAGUGGCGAUGAAAGCGAGGAAGAAGGAGAAGAUUGGGACGAGCUCGAGAAAAAAGCCGCGAGAGCAGAUCGUGAAAGCAGACAAAAUGAGUAA
Messenger RNA from Lachancea nothofagi CBS 11611, 3102 nucleotides. NCBI's taxonomy places the organism in Eukaryota, Fungi, Ascomycota, Saccharomycetes, Saccharomycetales, Saccharomycetaceae. The record is from the annotation of a GenBank genome assembly.